CAUAAAAUCCAAUUUAUCCUCAGAUCCUUGCGGUGUCCAAGGAUAACGCUCCACAUGAAUCUCUUCACAUCCUUCGCUGCCAACAAUGCCCUGUGGGUGAUGUGGUACAGGCUGGUCGUCCCUUAUCCUGAGAUCGUUCGCAACAACGGGGUCGGCUGCCAGCUCCUCCACGUGGUGCUCCACUACUUCCUGCUGACCAAUUACUCGUGGAUGUUGGCCGAGGGCUUCUACCUGCACACUCUACUCGUAUCCGCCUUCAUCUCCGAGGAGCGGCUGGUCAAGUGGCUCACGGGUCUCGGGUGGACUCUACCCGCUCUCUUCAUCCUGGUCUAUACCGUCCUGAGGCUCCUCUUUGGUGAUGUUGAGCAGUGUUGGAUCAACGAGAGCCCCUAUACCAACGUCCUGAUAGUGCUGGUGUGCUUCUCGAUGGCGCUGAACCUCGUGUUCCUGUGUAACAUUGUGCGGGUCCUGUUGAUCAAGCUGAGGGCUGGCCCUAGUCAUCUCGCCAACAACAGACCUUCCCGCACCCUUCUACAGGCUCUCAGGGCGACACUUUUGCUCCUGCCGCUUCUGGGACUCCACUACCUGCUCACGCCCUUCCGCCCUUUGCCAGGACACCCUUUAGAGCACUCUUACGAAGUUACUUCAGCCAUCACUGCUUCCUUCCAGGGCUUGUGUGUAGCAACGCUAUUUUGUUUCUGCAACGGAGAGGUGAUUGCUCAAAUGAAGAGGCGGUGGCAGUACUCCAGCUUCCGGCCUCGAGCCAACUCCUACACCGCCACGACGGUCUCGGUACGUCAGAAGUUAGAACAUUCGGAUGAAGUUUUGCUGUCAAGACUAUAAAAAGUUCGUGAGGUCUACGGCAGGGCCAACCACAGGAGAGGAUAACGUCUGAGCGGGUUAGGGUCCCCGCCGAGUGAAGGACAGAACGUGGAGGCUCCAGGAGCGAAACUUUGAGGACCACUCGUCACUUUCAGACUCCAGAACCUCCUGUACCUAGCGUAACUUACCGCUCACUGUCAUUAAAGUACACGAGUGCGGUCGUUCCAGCUUAGAAGAAUAACUAGAAUAUUCCCUUAUUUUGUCAUCCACCACCAUCAACUUGACUAAUGGGUAGAACUGGUUAAGCUCAGAAUUCCAGAGUAUUUCCUACGCUUUGUUUAUAAAGUACGAUGAUUACGUUUCAGUCAAAACGGCUUAAAAUUAGUUCGUCAGAGUCAUGAUGAACUAACAAUUCUUUUAUUCCGGUCGAUAAAUUCUUUGUUACUGACUCCAUUAUGUAACGCCCCCUUUUCUACCGUUACUGUAUAACGCUUGGAAUGAAAAAAGUGAGAUUUUUGGGAGGAAUUUUUACCGAAAUAUAUUAUUCAAAAUGUGGUUUCAAUUAUAAUUCCUUAACAACUAUACGUUUCAUAGGCGAGUGUGUUGAAGCCAUUUAAAACGAGAGUAUUUUCAGUGCUGAUUUCGGUUUCAAUAGAUUCUUUUGUUCCUGCAUUCCUUACACUGGAUUACAGUAGACUAAUACAGUAUGAUUUCAAGACUUAGUUAUCAAUAAAUAUAUACUUCUUUGCAUGUGUACAAAGGCACGAUUAAUAAAAUCAGGACUACACAAUUCCUUCAUACUCACUCCAAAUCCUCUAGAUAAUUAAGAAUUUAAAUAAAUUAUAAUUUUUUAUGAAUCACAUAAAGCAGUGUAUAGUAAAGCAUUUUAAUAAAAUCCAAAACAAAAUUUAGUUGGUAACAAGUUAAAAACAGUUUUGUACUUUAUUCGAUUACAGUAGACUAGUACACUAUGAUUCCAAGACUUAGUGACCCUCACUCCAAAUCCUGUAAGUACUAAGAAUUGAAAUACACCAUAACUUUUUAUGGAUCAUGUAAAGCAACAUAUAGUAAAGCAGUUUAAAUAAAAUCCAUAUCAAAUAAAAAUUAACAACAUUUUGUUAGUCACAAGUCAAAAACAUUGUUUUACUUUAUUGGGUUACAUUAGACUAAUACACUAUGAUUCCAAGACUUGGUUAUCAAUAAGUAUAUACUACUUAGCACGUGUACAAAAGCACGAUUUAUAAAAUCAGGACUAUGCAAUUCCAUUGCCUUCUCCCCAAAUCCUUUAAGUAACUAACAAUUGAAAUAAAUUAUAACUUUUUAUGGAUUACGUAAUUUUUUUAUUGAAUGGUUCAACUCGGCACUAAAGCUGGGCCAGUCUUAGUAGAGACUAACGGUAUACCAGAACUUCGUGAGAAGCAGAUUUUGAUUGUUGCGCUCAAUUUUUAUAAAUUUCUCAGAGUUUCCGCAUGUCGAGUACCCACGUGAGUUACGGUAUGAGUUAACUGGAGUACAUAACUAACUAGUCAGAGGAUGCAUCCUCAUUCAUGUUAUUACUAGGUUUAAGUUACUAGCCUGUAAGAUAGUUUUAUACGAAUGUGCUAUUGUGAGAUUUAUUUAUUGUUGGGCGACAUUUCAAAACUGUGUGAUUUUUUAUUUAAUCAUAGCAGUAACCAGUGAUGUGUAUGAGCAACGACGUAUUUUUGUAGAUGAGUUUUGUGAUCUUAUAAUAAGAGUCUAAGUAUUAUGACGUUAUUUUCAAGUGUAUCUCAAACGAUAUCGCAAUUAGUCAGUUUACUGCUAUCAUAAAAUAGUUAAGUUUGAUUUGAUCAUUUCUCCUUGUGUUCCUGUUAAAAUUUGCGACGAUCAUUUGUAAACCGUUUCUAGCGUUAUAGAUUAUACAUUCUGUGUUACAGAUUGAGCCCUGUACGGAUCCAGUGUAACAGUGUUAUGUAUGCAACUUAUGUUUUCAUGGAUAUUGUUUUCCAUCUCGCUUGCACUAAUAGGUUUUGUAUUUUAUCGUUUGAAUACGUACAACAUAUUCCUUCUCACCAUAAAUGAGUACCCAAGGUCAUGCCGCUGGCAAGCUUUAGUUGUACAUCCGAAACCAAUGUGAUAUAUCUUAUGAGCAUAUGAUAUAGUUGUUGCGUGUAUUGCUUUAUUUUAAUUGUUAUGCGAUGAAAUAUAUAAUUUUAUACUGC
Molecule: messenger RNA, 3023 nt
Organism: Homalodisca vitripennis (glassy-winged sharpshooter)
Lineage: Eukaryota; Metazoa; Arthropoda; Insecta; Hemiptera; Cicadellidae
Gene: Dh31-R
Product: calcitonin gene-related peptide type 1 receptor
Exons: 8
Coding region: 55-843 (262 amino acids)
Biological process (GO): cell surface receptor signaling pathway; adenylate cyclase-modulating G protein-coupled receptor signaling pathway
Cellular component (GO): plasma membrane
Molecular function (GO): G protein-coupled peptide receptor activity
Source: RefSeq, a predicted model, not a curated record